GACAAUGUUUGCAUCCUCGUCUCGUCGCACCUUUGAUACACCAUGGCGCUGCCGAAGAGCAUGCGCAUCCUGGCGGGUGCCACGAUAUGCGUCUUCGUCUUCUUGUUUGUCAAGAUCUUGAACGCACCGUCUGCAGGUGAGCUCCAGGUACCGACUAAAGUUCCGCUGUCGAAAGAUGGUCAAUGGGACCACGACCCACAAUUAGAUCCAUCUGGAGAGCCUCCAGAGCCAUUGCGACGAGUCGAUGGAAACAACUACGCACCGAACAACCCGAACAGCGCACGCAUUAACGCUACACUCCUGAGCCUGGUACGCAAUGAGGAAAUCGAUGACCUGCUUCAGAGUAUGCAUGAUCUUGAGAGGACAUGGAACCACAAGUUCAACUACCCAUGGACCUUUUUCAACGACAAGCCGUUCACUGAGGACUUUAAGAAGAGGACACGGGCAGCUACGAAGGCAGAGGUUCGAUAUGAGCUUGUUCCCGCCGAACACUGGGACGUCCCAUCAUGGAUCAAUGAAGACCUCUACCAAGAAUCCGUCUCCCUGCUGAAAUCGCAGAAAGUACAAUACAUGGAGAAGAAGUCAUAUCACCAGAUGUGCAGAUGGAACAGCGGCAUGUUCAGUGAGCACCCAGCUCUGAAAGACGUGCAAUACUACUGGCGGGUCGAACCGAACGUCCACUUCUUCUGCGACGUCGACUACGAUGUCUUUGCAUGGAUGCAGGACCACAACAAGACCUACGGCUUCAACAUCAACAUCUACGAUAGCGCCGAGAGUGUCGCAACACUAUGGCCUGAGACGAAGAAGUUCCUCGACGACCACCCCGACUACGUACACCCGAACAACGCGCGCGAGUGGCUGGAGGAUGGCAACAGAAGGCCGGAGAACAACAAGAAGGCAAACGGAUAUUCGACAUGCCAUUUUUGGUCAAACUUCGAGAUCGGUGACCUGAGCUUCUGGCGCAGCAAGAAGUACCGAGACUAUUUCGAUCACCUCGACCGUGCUGGGGGCUUCUUCUACGAGCGCUGGGGCGAUGCACCUGUGCACAGCGUCGCGCUCGGUCUGUUCGAGGACAAGAGCAAGAUCCACUGGUUCCGUGAUAUCGGCUAUCAGCACAUUCCCUUUUUCAACUGCCCCAACAGUCCGAAAUGCAAGGGAUGCGUCACAGGCCGCUUCACCGACGGCGAGACAUGGCUGAACCGAGAAGACUGUAGACCACUGUGGUUCAAGUACGUCGGUAUGGACUAAGCCUCGCGCUCGUUUGUUUCUUCGACAGUUCACAAUACAUUGCGCGGCGUUAAAGCUGAGCUGGCUCAGCAUCAAGCAUACAUAUGUACAUCUACACUAUACCACAGCCUCAGUCACAAGCAUACACUGGAAGGCGUUGGAAGGAUGGAUCAGCGCUUUGGCGAUGUUCGACCUGAGGCUGACUCGACGACUCUGUCGUCUAUAUAUACCAAUAGACCAAUGCUUUA
Molecule: messenger RNA, 1475 nt
Organism: Macroventuria anomochaeta
Lineage: Eukaryota; Fungi; Ascomycota; Dothideomycetes; Pleosporales; Didymellaceae
Product: glycosyltransferase family 15 protein
Exons: 3
Coding region: 43-1248 (401 amino acids)
Biological process (GO): protein N-linked glycosylation; cell wall mannoprotein biosynthetic process; protein O-linked glycosylation
Cellular component (GO): Golgi apparatus; membrane
Molecular function (GO): alpha-1,2-mannosyltransferase activity
Source: RefSeq, a predicted model, not a curated record